Molecule: messenger RNA, 2625 nt
Organism: Rasamsonia emersonii CBS 393.64
Lineage: Eukaryota; Fungi; Ascomycota; Eurotiomycetes; Eurotiales; Trichocomaceae
Product: beta-1,4-glucosidase
Exons: 3
Coding region: 1-2625 (874 amino acids)
Biological process (GO): glucan catabolic process
Molecular function (GO): beta-glucosidase activity
Source: RefSeq, a predicted model, not a curated record
AUGCCUUCCCUGAUGCGCGUCCUCCUUUUUGUCUCCCUCCUGUUUUGCCCUAUCCCGGUGCUAUCAUCCUCGGGACCAGAGGAUAAGGAAUCUAAUCUUCACAUUCGUCCACGCACAGAUCUCCCUCCGGGAUAUUCGUCGCCGGACUACUACCCCACCCCCAAUGGCGGCUGGGUGUCGGAAUGGGCGGAUGCCUAUGCCAAGGCGCAGAAGGUUGUGAGCCAGAUGACCCUGGCGGAAAAGGUCAACAUCACUUCCGGAACGGGCUACUUCAUGGGUCCCUGUGUGGGAAAUACUGGAAGCGCCUUGCGUUUCGGGAUUCCCAAUCUCUGUCUGCAGGAUGGUCCCUUGGGAAUUCGCAACACGGAUCAUAAUACGGCAUUCCCUGCGGGAAUCACCACUGGGGCAACCUUUGACAAGGAGUUGAUGUACGCUCGUGGUGUGGCUCUGGGCCAGGAAGCCCGCGGGAAAGGCAUCAACGUUCAAAUGGGCCCCGUCGUUGGGCCUUUAGGACGAAAACCUCGAUCAGGACGUAUCUGGGAGGGCUUUGGAGCGGAUCCCUCGCUGCAGGCGAUCGGUGCGGCGAAAACAAUUCAGGGCAUGCAGAGCGUCGGUGUCAUCGCGACGCUAAAACAUUUCAUCGGAAAUGAGCAAGAGAUGUACCGCAUGACCGAUGUCUUCCAGCAAGGGUAUUCGUCCAACAUCGAUGACCGCACCCUCCAUGAGAUCUAUCUCUGGCCGUUUGCUGAAGGAGUUCGUGCCGGGGUUGGAUCCGUCAUGGCGGCUUACAAUGAUGUCAAUGGAACGGCAUGUACCCAGAACAGUAAACUCCUCAAUGAUCUCUUGAAAGAUGAGCUGGGGUUCCAAGGGUUUGUAGUGUCGGACUGGUACGCCCAGAUCGGAGGUGUUUCUUCAGCGCUGGCUGGACUGGACAUGGCAAUGCCAGGGGAUGGCGCUGUUCCCUUGCUGGGAGACAGCUUCUGGAACUAUGAGCUAUCAACAGCCAUCUUGAACGGGACUGUGCCAGUGGAGAGACUAAAUGACAUGGCAACUCGAAUUGUUGCAACCUGGUAUAAAAUGGGCCAGGACAAGGAGUAUCCGUUGCCCAACUUUUCCACAAAUACCCAGGACGCAACCGGUCCACUUUAUCCGGGAGCUCUCUUCUCGCCCACUGGAGUGGUUAAUCAGUUUGUCAACGUCCAGGCGGAUCACAACGUUGUCGCGAGAGCGGUGGCCAGAGAUGCCAUCACGCUCCUCAAGAAUGUCGAUAAUACUCUUCCUCUCAAACGCAACGCCUCAUUGAAGAUUUUUGGCGCAGACGCGGGCCCGAAUCCGGAUGGUCUCAACUCCUGCAGCGACCAGGGAUGCGACAAGGGCGUCCUGACUAUGGGAUGGGGCAGUGGUAGCGCCCGACUCCCCUAUCUCAUCACUCCUCAAGAUGCUAUCCGCAACGUCUCCUCCAACGCUCAGUUCUAUAUCUCCGAUUCGUUUCCUUCUGGUAUCUCCGCUGGCCCUAAUGAUAUUGCUGUCGUCUUUAUCAACGCCGACUCCGGCGAGAAUUACAUCACUGUGGAGGGAAACCCCGGUGACCGGCUGGUAGCUGGGCUGUAUUCGUGGCACAAUGGAGACGAGCUGGUGCAAGCUGCGGCGAAGAAAUUCUCCACUGUCGUCGUUGUAGUGCACACUGUGGGCCCAAUUAUCCUGGAGAACUGGAUCGACCUGCCCUCAGUCAAGGCCGUUCUUUUUGCUCAUCUUCCAGGUCAAGAAGCUGGUGACUCGCUUGUGGAUGUUCUGUUCGGCGACUACAGCCCCAGUGGGCAUCUGCCAUAUACAAUUCCGUACAAGGAAUCCGACUAUCCGGCUAGUGUGAGUCUUAUCGAUCAACCGUUUGGGCAGAUUCAGGAUACCUAUACAGAGCGCAUCUACAUCGAUUACCGCCAUUUCCUUCAAGCCAACAUCACCCCGCGGUAUCCGUUUGGUCACGGUCUGUCCUACACUACCUUCAACUUUUCAGAAGCCUCUCUAUCGACAAUCACGCCUCUCACGCAAUAUCCUCCGUCCCGUCCUCCCAAGGGCCCUACGCCCACAUACAACAAUACCAUUCCGCCUGCGUCCGAAGUCGCCUGGCCAAAGGAUUUCAACCGCAUCUGGCGUUAUCUGUACCCAUACCUGGACAAUCCCGAAGCUGCAACGUCGACCGCGCCUUAUCCUUACCCAACGGGGUAUACCACGACUCCGCAGCCACCUCCGCGAGCUGGUGGCUCCCAAGGCGGGAACCCAGCGUUGUGGGAUGUCGCAUUCAACGUGAGCGUGAAAGUCAGCAAUACGGGUUCCCGGCCCGGCCGUGCGGUCGCGCAGCUCUAUGUCGAGCUGCCUGCAUCGACUCUAGGGGUUGACCUGCCCCCUUUGCAGUUACGCCAAUUCGAGAAGACCGCCAUUCUGCCGCCGGGAGGGAGUCAAGUGUUGACUCUCUCAGUGACCCGGAAGGAUCUGAGCAUCUGGGACGUUGUGGCCCAGGACUGGAAGGCACCGGUGAAUGGGCAGGGAGUGAAGUUUUGGAUAGGAGAGAGCGUGGCUGAUUUGAAGGUUGUGUGUGAGGUCGGUGGGCAGUGUCGGAGGGUCUAG